ACUCGAGUGGCCAUUUGUAUUAGUGUCCGUGUAUCCCGGUUCCGCUCGUUUCUCCUCAACUAGACUGUUUUUAUCACUGAAUAAUAAAGGAUUUCAGCGGCAAACGAGUCUUGACCAGUCACCGAAUUCAUCGUGGAGAAGAAAACGACGGAUAAAUCUCGUCAGUUGGGAGUUUUUUGUGCUGUCCAUCAUGAAUCCUGAAUAUGACUACCUGUUUAAACUUCUGCUGAUUGGAGACUCGGGUGUUGGAAAGUCCUGCCUUCUGCUACGUUUCGCAGAUGACACGUACACAGAGAGCUACAUCAGCACAAUUGGAGUGGACUUCAAAAUCAGAACUAUAGAACUAGACAGAAAGACCAUCAAAUUACAGAUCUGGGACACAGCCGGCCAGGAGCGAUUCCGCACCAUCACGUCCAGCUAUUACAGAGGAGCCCACGGGAUCAUAGUUGUUUAUGAUGUCACAGAUCAGGAGUCCUUUAAUAACAUCAAACAGUGGCUACAGGAGAUCAGUCGUUAUGCUAGUGAAAAUGUCAAUAAACUCCUGGUGGGGAACAAGUGUGAUCUGACCACGAAGAAACUUGUGGCAUACACGACAGCAAAGGAGUUUGCAGACCCUUUAGGCAUCCCGUUCCUAGAGACAAGUGCAAAAAGCUCCACUAACGUGGAACAGGUCUUCAUGACCAUGGCGGCUGAGAUCAAGAAGCGAAUGGGUCCCGGAGCCACUGCAGGAGGGCAGGAGAAAUCGAAUGUCAAAAUUCAGAGCACGCCGGUCAAAACUUCCUCCGGAGGGUGCUGCUGAGGCCCCAAUGCCUUAAAACAAACCAAUAACACCAUCCAGACAACAGUAACAGUCACCUACCAUACACCACAGCUGAAUUAGGAGAGGAGAGGUUGUUAGUGUGUGUAUGUGCAAAUAAAGACUGAGAAUAUGAAUGAAUGGUAUUGAGAGGUAAGAAGGGAUCAAAAGAAAUAUUGCUUGAUUUUGUAUGCAUGCAUGACCAAACAAACAUGUGUCCAACAUUUUUGAUAGUAAAUUUAGUGACAGGGCUGCAAUAUACAGGGUUAAAUCUCAAAUCCUGUAAAAUCCAUUUAGACAAACGUCCAAAAGCACUUCGGAUGACAAAGUGUCAUUUUCGAGGUUUUUAGAAGACCGCAACAAGAUCUUGCUUUGAACUUGUUCAUUGGAACUUUGAAUGAAGCAGUGGACUGUGAUGUCAUAGUUGACUUCUGAAACAUUGGUUCCUGGUGACCUCUCAUUCAACUGCUGCCUUUACUCUGGCUUGGGUGGAACGUUAGCCGAUUUGCGCAUUUCGUUUUUUCUCCAUUCUGUCUGUUUCUUUCUUUUAUUUGUGCUCAACAGCAUUUCAAUAUGUUGGUCCACCGAAUGGGGUCACAACACUUCAAAUGAGCGUUACUAGUCAGUGUACUAGUUGAUCGCCAUAAUACUAACAGCAAUAUUUUGUGUGUUAGUUUAUUUUUGUUUAAUAAUCUGAAAAAAAUAUACCAAAACUUGACCAGCAGGCCACAUAUAGUUACAUACAUUGUAAAUCUAACCAUUCUUAAUAUCACAAAUUGGUUAACUAUAUCACUGGUUUUGAUGCUUUCUCAUACAACAUUGUGUAAACUGGAUUCAGAAGCAGCGUUACUUUCAAAAUGAAUCUUUAGCAAACAUUUGUUUACAGACACUCAGCACAACAACAGUUACUGUAACAGCAAUGCUGAAACUAUAUCAAAUGUAUGUAUUAUAAGUGUAUCUAUAUAGAUGUAAUCACUGCAAUGCCCAAUCCCAUUGAGUAACAAAUGACAGAAAAAUGGGAAGUGACAUCACAAUGAAUAGUUAAAGAAACAUUCCGUCUUUCACAUCUUUUUCUUCUGUAGUUUUCUUUUGUGUCACACAAAGUUUAAAUAAACUAUGAAGGAAAGGUUUAAUAAAAGUGGUUUUAACUGGAACAUUUUACAAUAUUUAAAAGUCAUGUUUCUUGAGUUCUGUAUUGCUCUUUAUUUCCACUAUGUGGCGAUGAUAUCCUAAAGCUGAGUUUGUGCUGAGCAGGGUUUGAAUGAAUGGAGAUGCUCAAAUUAAGAUCUUUUAUCACUGUUGCCUGUUUCACGGAUUUCCACUUUGUCACCAGCCAUGUGAGCAGCCACUUAUCUUAUUAGAGUUUAAUCUAACUGGAACUACACGUUGUAUACUGCUUACUUCUUUGGGCAACUUUUACUCUAUAUUUUAAAGCUCUUAUUAAUGUGAUUUAAUAGCCUGGUUUGUUCAUUUAUGGCUGAAAAACACCUUCGGCUUAGAGCAUAACAAAUUCAUCAGAUUUGUUGUCUUUAGUAUAAGGUCUCUUGUUGACAUGGCACAACUUGGGUAUAUUGGUUAAAUUACCUGCUAUUCAAUGGGAGUCAGACAGUUUACCUUUAGUUUCACCUGUAAAGAUUUAUGAGGUUAAUAUAUUUUCUUUGUGUUUUUAUUCCUUUGUAGGAUCCACAAAUCCUACAGGCCACCCCAUGAGAUGAAAAAUAUGUUUACAAUAAUUUUCUGCAGGAAUUAUCUCUUUCUGUUUCUUAGAGUUUGCCAGUGUCUGAAUUAAAAGUUAGAAGACAGAAUUUGUACACAUUUUUCAUGAAAGAGUUUAUGAACAGCAUCCACGUUCUGCACAAACUUUAACCAUUUCUUUUUUUUAUCUAAAAAGUAUGAUUACAUUUACUACAUUAGUGGAUAACUCCAGACUCCUCCCCAACCACAGAAGAUAUAAAGUGAAACUUCUUGAUAGAUGCUGAACUUCAGAAGUGCCAACACACCUUGUGCUGCUAAACCAAAAUCUGUGCAAUUUUUAAAAUUGUGACACCCAUUAAUAUAUAUGAGAAAAUGAGUGCAAACAGACAGUUAGAGCAUCAUGAACAUGAUGAAAAUGAUGAUGGAAAACAUGCACAUUUCAAUGUUUCAAGCGACAUAAAUAAGAAUUUACUGAAGAAAGAAACAUGGAAAUACAAAACGGAAACUACAAGAAAACCGCAAGUGCAACCUGCAUCAGCUAAUCUUGAUCUACUGGACACCAUUAAUAUGAUUGACACAAUUGACAGACCAGAAGACACGCUGGUAGAAGGCAUCUAUGUUGGAACUGGGACAUAUGCAGACUGUCCUGAAAACAAAUCAGGAAAGAGAAUUCCCAAGGCUGGAGCUUUUGCAGAAGCUGGAGUGGGUCGUGCUCGAGCUGAACUCAGUGUGUUAGAGGCAGAAGCCAAGGGUCCCAAUGCAUCGGCUGGUGCUGAAGCAAAUAUUUUGGGGGCUGCAGCGAUGGUUCGGGCCGAAAUUGGCAGCGUGUCAGCUAAAGCCGGCCCAGUUGGCAUCAAAUUGGGUCUUGGUGUUGACACAGGUGUAUCUGUUAGUCCUCUUGGGUUUGAGGCAAAAUUCCUGGGAACUGGAAUCUCAGUUGGAACAAAAACCAGUGUUUCUCUUUUGGGUUCGGAAGUUGCAUGUUCAGUCAUGUAGUUUUACAGACUCUCUAGGCAUCCCAUUCCUGGUGAGGAGUGUGAAGAGCUCUGCUAACAUGGAACAGACUGUUAUGACCAUUGAUGCUCAGAUCAGAAAGAGAGUGCAGAGAAAUUAUUUUGUGUUCUCUUUGAUCUUGAGUAAAAACUGAUUAUUUUUUUUUUACCAAAACUUGGACUUGACAUAAAAGCUGGCAACAUAAUUGUUUAAAUAUUAAAUCUAGCAGUUUGCAGUAUUAGCGGUUGCUUAAUAUUUCUUUUAAUUGGUUUUAAUGCUUUCUUUGAUACUGUGUUGUGUAUAUCCCAUGUAUUGAACUCAGCGGCAUUCAGUGAACUCAUUCAGUGCACAAUAAAAUAUAUUCAUAAAGUGA
Messenger RNA from Myxocyprinus asiaticus (Chinese sucker), 3857 nucleotides. RefSeq names its product ras-related protein Rab-1A-like. The transcript has 8 exons. The record is from RefSeq and is a predicted model, not a curated record. Gene Ontology annotation, molecular function: GTPase activity; GTP binding. Bases 191 to 799 code for a protein of 202 amino acids. Lineage: Eukaryota; Metazoa; Chordata; Actinopteri; Cypriniformes; Catostomidae.